Messenger RNA from Caenorhabditis remanei, 867 nucleotides. RefSeq lists its product as uncharacterized. The transcript has 5 exons. NCBI's taxonomy places the organism in Eukaryota, Metazoa, Nematoda, Chromadorea, Rhabditida, Rhabditidae. Bases 1 to 867 code for a protein of 288 amino acids. The record is from RefSeq and is a predicted model, not a curated record.
AUGAGCCCUGUGGUAAGACUGAAACAGGCUCCAAGUACUGUAAAUCUGAUUCAGCUGCGUCCACGUCAACGGAAGGUAAAACAAAACAUCAUGGAGAAGAUCAACGUCGAUUUCCGCCGCUAUAUACUUUGUCUUUCCAUCUUGUCAUUCACACUGAUAACUUUGUUCCUGAGCUGGGGAGCAAUGCAACUGGAGGAUGAAAAAGUUUCAGUUUUUGCAAAUCGUACCUACGAAGAGCAACCAAAUUCGGGAACUGAUGUAACCUGUUUCUAUACUAACUACAGACAAGGAACACACGAUCCGGAGUGUGAUAAUAUUCUUUUGACCUAUCUUCAUCGAACAUUGGUUUAUUACGGUGUCCGUUUUGAUUGUAUCCUGAGUUCUCCUCUCAUCUUAAUCUCAUUCUGGUUCUUCUGGCACGAUUCGUUCGGAGGAAAAAUGAUUUCUGUGGCAUUUGCAUGUGCCUUCACCAAAUUCUUAUGCAGCUCCACCGUACUGACAUGCAUUUUGAUUGAUGACCCGUCGUUCAUGCGGGAAAUAUUCGAAAAGUCUUACUUUGGCAGCUACGAAUCAAAGAUUCUCUACUCAUACACCAUGAUCGUCCUGUCCACCUUCUUCAACAUCACACUCAUUGUUACCAUUGUCAUGGCCACCUUUCUCCCCGAUAUAUCGGCUUGCAAGUAUCGUAUUGGAGCAUCAGAAGCCGCUGGUGAUAUGCAUCGUUUUGAGUUCAAGAGUGUCUUAUCGAAUGUAAAAGAAAUCGUUGCGAAGAGCAGAAACACAAGCAGAAUCUCCGUCGUUGAAGCGUUCCCAAUUGGAGAUUUGAUUGUCAAGGAGCACACAUCUGCUAAAUCCAAUCCAGUCUAA